Messenger RNA from Neogale vison (American mink), 309 nucleotides. RefSeq names its product cytochrome c oxidase subunit 7C, mitochondrial-like. Bases 1 to 309 code for a protein of 102 amino acids. The transcript has 2 exons. The record is from RefSeq and is a predicted model, not a curated record. NCBI's taxonomy places the organism in Eukaryota, Metazoa, Chordata, Mammalia, Carnivora, Mustelidae. Gene Ontology annotation, biological process: mitochondrial electron transport, cytochrome c to oxygen.
AUGGAAGUAAUGCACGUGGAAGACAAGAACACCGAGGGUUCCAGCAGUCCCCAGAAGCUAGAAGAGAGGCAUGGAACAGAUGUUCCCCACAGUGCCUCCAGAAAACCUCCAGCAGCACUAUGUUGGGACAGCAUCCGGAGGUUCACAACCUCUGUGGUUUGUAGGAGCCACUGUGAGGAGGGCCCAGGGAAGGGUUUGCCAUUUUCAGUGGAAAACAAGGGGCGAUUAUUACUUAUGAUGACUUUGUACUUUGGAUCUGGAUUUGCUGCACCUUUUUUUAUACUAAAACAUCAACUGCUUAAGAACUAA